AUGAAGGCGGCUUAUGAGUAUUUACUUAAAAAGCAAGGACCCCAGAUGCCUCCUUUACAUCCCCAGCCUGACCAGCAUAUCCAAACCCUAACCCAGCCUGACCAACAGAUCCAGCCCCAUCCUGACCAGCAGAUCCAAACCCAGCCUGACCAGCAGAUCCAGACCCAUCCUGAGUCUGACCAGCAGAUCCAAACCCCAAUCCAGCCUGACCAGCAGAUUCCACACCAUUUUGACCAGCAGAUCCAGCACCAUUCUGCCCUGCAGAUUCAGACCCAUCCUGACCAGCAGAUCCAAACAACAACCCAGCCUGACCAGCAGAUUCAGCACCAUUCCGACCAGCAGAUCCAGACCCAGACUGAAGCUCAACAGAUAGAUGAAGAUGUCAUCCUCAACCUCUAUUUUUUGCCCUCUCCAUCCCAUGUCCAGACUCACUCUGAAGCUCAACAUCUCCAGGUCCAGCCACAGCCCCAGCAAAUUCAGCCGCUGACUGCAAAACCAAACCCUCCAAAAAAUAAAAAAGGGUGCCGAAAAUGCAGCAGGCAAAAAGUGUGGCAAUACGACACUAUCGUUGACAAAAGAAUGACAGGGGAUAAGGCUGAAGUAAAAGUGCGCUGGUUGCCUUGUUCUCAGUGGUAAGUAUUGACAUACAGUACAUAUUCAUUCACACUUGACUAUGUUUCUCAUCAGCCCUUUGGCAUCUUUGGUAUAGUGUUGUUCUAGGAUGAUAGAGUAGUAUGUACACAUUGGCUGCAAACUGGCUUCAGGCAGUAGUU
Paramisgurnus dabryanus is the source of this 773-nucleotide messenger RNA. The record is from RefSeq and is a predicted model, not a curated record. Lineage: Eukaryota; Metazoa; Chordata; Actinopteri; Cypriniformes; Cobitidae.